Molecule: messenger RNA, 1475 nt
Organism: Salvia miltiorrhiza (redroot sage)
Lineage: Eukaryota; Viridiplantae; Streptophyta; Magnoliopsida; Lamiales; Lamiaceae
Product: thaumatin-like protein 1
Exons: 3
Coding region: 232-1236 (334 amino acids)
Biological process (GO): defense response
Cellular component (GO): extracellular region
Source: RefSeq, a predicted model, not a curated record
GUGGGUGCAAAACGUAAAGGCCGUUACGGUACUUACGCCACCCUGAAAUCUGAGAGCACUUGGUAUUCUUUAUGAGUUUACGAUUUCAGUUAACCACAAAAAUCUGCAGACCACACCGGCGGCAGCACAAACACGAACCUUAGCUUCCGCUCCCCACACAAACACGAACCUCCAUUACACACACCCAAUCCUUUAAAAGAGACAGAAUUUGCAGUUUACCAUACUGUUUCCAUGGCUCUCCCUGCUUCCCUCAUACUCUGCACCCUCACUUUCUCUUUUCUUCUUUUUUAUAGAGCUGCAUUUGGAGGCACAUUCACAUUCGUGAACAAAUGCGACCACACCGUAUGGCCUGGUAUACUCUCCAACGCCGGCAGCGCUAGACUCGCCACCACCGGAUUCGAGCUCCCCCAAGGUUCCUCCCGCACAUUCACCGCUCCAGCCGGCUGGUCCGGCCGCUUCUGGGGCCGAACCGGCUGCACAUUUUCCCACAGCUCCGGUUCCUGCCAAACCGGAGACUGCGGCUCGGGCCAGGCCGAAUGCAACGGCGCCGGCGCAACUCCGCCCGCCACGCUGGCGGAGUUCACUCUAGGGACCGGUGGCCUAGACUUCUACGACGUCAGCCUCGUCGACGGCUACAAUCUGCCUAUGAUAGUCGAAGCCAGCGGCGGUUCGGGCAUGUGCGCCUCGACCGGUUGCGUGACGGAUCUGAACCGGGUCUGCCCGUCGGAGCUCCGGGUCGGCGACGGAGAUGCAUGUAGGAGCGCGUGUGAGGCGUUUGGUAACCCGGAGUAUUGCUGCAGCGGCGCGUUUAGCUCACCCAACUCGUGCCGGCCGUCGGUUUACUCGCAGAUGUUUAAGGCGGCUUGUCCCAGAUCUUACAGCUACGCCUACGAUGAUCCCACCAGCACCUUUACUUGCUCCGCCGCUGAUUAUACGCUCACGUUUUGCCCCUCUAUGCCUAGUCAGAAAUCUUCAGAAGAUCCAACCCCAACAACCAGUAGCACAUAUGCUGACGGGUCUGUAUCAGGUUCGGAGUCGGACCCUACAGGGGUAAGUGGAUCGGGCUCCGAGUCGGAAUCCGGAUCAGGAUCGGAAGCCAUGGUGACAGAUAAAUCAUGGUUGGCUGGAUUGGCGAUGGGAAGUUCUGCUUCUGCUAGAGUUAACUGCCCGUCGCCCAGAUUCUGGUCCUGGAUGUCUGCUUCUACUAUCCUCAUUGUCUCACUCUUAGUAUCUUAGUCUGAGGGAAAUCUUUUUAUUUUUAUUUUUAUUUUUUCCUCUCAAUUGUGUAUAUCUACUGCUGGUUUCCUUUAUUCCUCUUGAAUUAGUUAAAGUUAAAGUGGUAAAGAUUUGUCUUGUUAGGGGGAAAAAAGUCUGUGCCAUGCAGGAAAUGCUGCUCUCUAAUGUCUGGAAAAAGGAGUUUCCUUUGCCCAAACUACAAGCAUAGCUUUCAAUUUGUAUGCUCCUUUUUCGCCAAA